CGAGGUCAAUGACGUCAGAGAGACAGCGACGAAACAAGACUUCUGGCUGCUGAAAGUUUUGAUAAAGUGACGACUCAGGGACUGGGUGACGGAUUGUCAGCGUCCGACUGCACGGUACGGGAUUUUUGACCGCACCCCUUGCACAAUGGAAACAGACAAAAUCGUCGAGGACACAACACCGACUUCGCCGCAGUACCCUAUGACUGUUUUGUGCGACAAUCUACGCAAAAGGGAACACACUGUGCAUUACUUGUCGCAAAGAGACUUGUGCUUGCGCCAGUUUGAGGGAUGGAGCGAACAAGAUCAGAUAGAAUUUGUGGAGCACCUCUUGGCCCGCAUGUGCCACUACCAGCAUGGCCACAUCAACACCUUCCUCAAACCAAUGCUGCAAAGAGACUUCGUCUCACUUCUUCCAAAAAAAGGCCUGGACCACGUUGCGGAAAGCAUUCUUUCCUUCCUCGAUGCCGAUUCGCUUUGUGCAGCGGAACGUGUGUGCAAAGAAUGGUACCGUGUGAUUUCCGAAGGCAUGCUUUGGAAAAAGUUGAUUGAGCGAAAAGUUCGAACUGAUUCUUUAUGGAGAGGAUUGGCUGAAAGACGAGGAUGGAUACAAUACUUGUUCAAGCCAAAACCUGGUGAAACUCACAGAAUCCAUUCAUUCUACAGAUCACUCUUUCCAACAAUCAUUCAGGAUAUAGAUAGCAUAGAAAACAACUGGCGCAUGGGAAGGCACAAUUUGCAACGCAUUAAUUGCCGGUCGGAAAACUCAAAAGGCGUUUACUGCCUGCAGUAUGACGACCAAAAAAUUGUCUCUGGCCUAAGAGAUAACACCAUCAAAGUCUGGGACAGGAGCAACCUCAGUUGUGUCAAAGUCCUCACUGGCCACACUGGAUCUGUGCUAUGCCUACAAUAUGAUGACAAAGUGAUCAUCUCUGGCUCGAGUGACUCGACAGUGAGGGUGUGGGAUGUUGCUACGGGUGAAAUGGUCAACACACUCAUUCACCAUUGCGAGGCCGUCCUACAUUUACGCUUCAACAAUGGAAUGAUGGUUACAUGCUCAAAAGACCGGUCAAUUGCUGUUUGGGAUAUGACCACCCCCACUGAAAUAACAAUGCGAAGGGUCCUGGUCGGACACAGAGCAGCUGUCAACGUAGUUGAUUUCGAUGAAAAAUACAUUGUUUCUGCAAGUGGUGAUAGAACCAUUAAGGUUUGGAGCACAUCUUCGUGUGAAUUUGUACGCACGCUCAAUGGCCACAAACGAGGCAUAGCUUGUUUACAAUACAGAGAUCAACUGGUUGUCAGUGGCAGCUCUGACAACACAAUCAGACUAUGGGACAUUGAAAGUGGUGCUUGUUUGAGAGUACUUGAAGGGCACGAAGAACUCGUAAGAUGCAUUAGAUUUGACAACAAAAGAAUUGUUAGUGGCGCUUAUGAUGGGAAAAUAAAAGUUUGGGAUCUUGUAGCAGCUUUGGAUCCACGGUCUCCUGCAAGCACACUAUGCCUGAGAACACUGGUGGAACAUACGGGGCGGGUUUUUCGAUUGCAAUUUGACGAAUUCCAAAUUGUGAGCAGUUCUCACGAUGACACAAUUUUGAUUUGGGACUUUUUGAACUCGAGCACACCACCUGAGGGAACACCUCAACUACCGUCCAGCGCUUCCUCAAACAAUAACCGCACUCCUUCACCAUUUGAUUGAGGACCAAAUCGACUGACAGCAUUGGUCCUGUGAUACGCCUAGAAGCGCAAAAAUGUCCUAUUGAAUAUUGAGCCAUUGUCUCCAGUGUUUCUCAUUUCCUUGGUUUCAAUUGAAUGCUAAGUAGUAGCUCCUUAACAGUGAAAACAAGUGUGCCCCAUGUGCAUUUUGCAGUUAUUACAUUCCACAAACAUCAACUGAGAAGCGUAAUUUUUACUUAUGGAAUAACAAGUGACUCUUGACUAUUUCUGCUUUUGGGCUUAAGAUCUCAAACUUGAAAAGUGUGCUGUUUAUCUUACAUUAUUGUAUAAAUUUUUUUGACAUGCAAGACAGGUUCAAUUCAUUAAUGUUGCAGCUUGCUAUUGGUGUUUCCCUCUCCUAAUUGUGAUUCAAAUUGAUUAAUUGAUUUUGCCAAACUAUGUGUAAGAUAAGGCAGUAUAGAAUAUCUGCGCUUAAUUUGAUUGUGGUUGUUAAAAAAAAAUCAUAAAACAUAAAACUUUGCUCGCAUAAAUUUUGAUUAAUACUCUCUGGAAUCUUGAAUUCUCAUAAUUAUUUUCUAUGCAUAAACUCUUUAGCGAGCUGAUUAUUAUUAUUUGUGUUGGAUUUUUGUUAUUACUACUGCUAUUUGAGACCUUAGGUAACAAUGAAUUAGAAGAUGUGUUUGUACAUACAUUUAAUAGGAGCAUGCUAGUUAUCACAGUGCAUUAACUUGCAGUUUGGUUUCCUAUUGUGAGAAAAAGAAAUCCAAUCAUUGUGACCUGUGUUCUGAUGUUUAUGCAUUGAAUGUUAUUUACCAGCAAACAAAGAGAAUUUGUCUGGAUAAGAAAUAACAACUUGCUGCGUAUGAACUUUAAAGAAGAGAAUUGCUCUCGAAAGACUCGUCCUUAAAUUGGUUAUUUGGACAGCAUGUGACUUGGAAAUUAAGGAAUAAAUUGUUUAAAAGCAA
Messenger RNA from Neocloeon triangulifer, 2636 nucleotides. RefSeq names its product F-box/WD repeat-containing protein 1A (gene slmb). The transcript is spliced from 12 exons. Bases 146 to 1693 code for a protein of 515 amino acids. The record is from RefSeq and is a predicted model, not a curated record. Lineage: Eukaryota; Metazoa; Arthropoda; Insecta; Ephemeroptera; Baetidae. Gene Ontology annotation, molecular function: protein dimerization activity.